This is a messenger RNA of Lethenteron reissneri (Far Eastern brook lamprey), 2061 nucleotides long. It is a transcript of the gene TRMO, whose product is annotated as tRNA methyltransferase O. NCBI's taxonomy places the organism in Eukaryota, Metazoa, Chordata, Hyperoartia, Petromyzontiformes, Petromyzontidae. The record is from RefSeq and is a predicted model, not a curated record.
GUAUUUUAACUCAAAUAAAUUGGCGCGGCGCGUCGUUGCCUCGGGUGGCUUACGGAGUAGUCGCCGAAGCGAUUAAAAAGUGGGUGUUUUGUGUGUUUGUCCUAUUUAGCACCUCCCCUUCCAGGCGUAUCGGUAUAAUUGUACUUUUUGGGGGGUACGGAUAGGUGACGGUGGCUGCGACGUGGAUAUUAAAGCUCGUUUGGGGCGUGCGUCGUCAGCGGCCGUGUGGCCUAAUGGAUAAGGCGUCUGACUUCGGAUCAGAAGAUUGCAGGCGGUGAAAAGCCACAAGCUGCUACCUCUCACUGCAAAUCGCCUUGCGGGCAAGACGGCUUAUUAUAAGUUGCAUCGAGUGUCCCAGGGACACCCAAGUGUUAUACGGAACUCUAUGACCGGGCACGGAGAGGUGCAAGAGCAGGGCCCAGAGAUGACGUCUCCUGCGGGGAAGAACGACCAACAUUUCGUGGGCAGGGACUCGACUGCACAAUUGCUUCAACAAAUGGCUGUUUUGCGUGCGGAACUCAAAAAUCUACGACUGCAGUUGGAUCAGGCCAAACGAGUGCACCGCAAGGACGUGGAGGGAAUCAAGGCCACGCUGCGCCAGGAGGUGUCCCCAGCGGUCGGCAACGAGACUGAGGCUCAAGUGGCAGCGCCGAGACGCUCUCCGUCUCCAGGUGUCUCCUCCCUAGAGACAGGAAAUCUUAUGACGCGGCCAGUUGGCUACGUGGAGUCAUGUUUCCCGACCAAGAACGGAACACCUCGACAGCCCUCCGUGUGCGCGGCCUCGCGGGCCCGCGUCCGUCUGGACAGAUCCGUGUUCAGCAACGCGGAGCACUCGCUCGCUGGCCUCCAGCACUUCUCACACGUCUGGAUCCUGUUUGUGUUCCACAAGAAUGGCCCCUCCGCAGCUAAAGCCAAGGUUAAGCCUCCCAGGCUAAACGGGCUCAAAGUCGGAGUGUUUUCAACGAGGAGUCCUCAUCGACCCAAUCCCAUCGGACUUUCCCUGGCCAGGCUCGAGAAAAUUGAAGGUGGAACUCUUUACCUGUCUGGAAUUGACAUGAUCGACGGCACGCCGGUUUUGGACAUCAAACCGUAUAUACCGGAGUACGAUGUGCCCGUUAAAGCAGUCGACGGUCACACAGCGGCAACGGAGGACCCGGAAGCGAGAGAUGCCAGCCCUGAUGGUGAACAUCUUCGAGUAUCCGACUGCGUUGACAGUGACAACUAUGGUAACGUUCACUCAUGUGGCUCAGGAGAACCGGUUGUGACUGCCGAGGAAACGGGUGGUUGCAGUAAAGAGCCUCUCGCUCGCGAAACCCUCGAAGCAAGAGAGAACUCGCGUGCGAGCGCUGCGGACCCUGCGACGCCGGCUUCCGAGCAACAGAGUGCGGUGGCAUCCUGGGUCAGAGAGGCGCCUGUCAAAAAUUUGGCGGUACGCUUCACGCCACACGCCGAACAGGAGCUGCAGCAACUGGCCAACGCUGCCGACAAAGGGCGCUCUGCGCUCCGCCACUUCGGCUCCGCGGAGGAGGUGCGGCGCGCGGCGACGGCGGUGCUGUCGGCGGACCCGCGCUCCGCUUACCGGCGACGCUCUUGCCAGGACCAGCUCUUCUACUUCCACCUGGACGGCCUGCACCUCACGUGCUGGUUCGGCGACGGCUUCGCGGAGGUUCUGCACGCGAGGCUCGCCCGCCCCGAGGCCACCGCCACUGCCGCCGUCCCAGAGGGAGAAUCGAAGGACUAGCGGUGCCCCCCCCCAUCACCGGUGGCCCCCCCCAACCCCCCAAACGUUACUCCCCAAGGAACCGGUGGCGCGAGACAUGGCUCGUCUUCAUGGUAGACGCAAUCCAACGAACAAAUGGCUCUUCAUUUGUGGAUAAUUAUACAAAUGAUUAAAUAAGUAAUCAUUCAAUAUCUUAUUACAUUUUAAUUGUACAUAGGCUGUGUGCCUCAGGCUGUUAUAUGUGAAUCUCCAGCUUCAAUGAUAAGAAAUGACUAAAGUUAGGGUCAAGCGUUGCUAUUACGGCGCUUUUGUGACGUUACUGUGAUGUCGCUCCAAGACAU